Messenger RNA from Racocetra persica, 362 nucleotides. The record is from the annotation of a GenBank genome assembly. NCBI's taxonomy places the organism in Eukaryota, Fungi, Glomeromycota, Glomeromycetes, Diversisporales, Gigasporaceae.
UGCUAGGAUCACAUCUCUGGAUGAUAGAUGUAGCACUUAGUGACCCGGUCAUUGGGACUGUCAUACAUACCAUAGAACUACCAUUAUCAGUUGAUAAUAUACUAGCAGUGUUUCUUCUUUUCAUCAAGUCGUGUGAAACGGGAUAUGAUGGAAGGCAGGCACACGCGAAAUUGCUACUAACCAGUUAUACAACAAGUAUAUGCUUUAAUGAUGAAGAACUUGAAAUCUGCGCUAGCUCUUCGCUUUAUUAUCUAACCCAAAUGUUGAAACAGCAAAUUAGUGAUGAUUAUCUUCAACUCCUCAACAAUUUAAUUACCAAGCAUCCAGAUCUAUUCUCUUUAGAAAAAUUUACAGAAGUUGAU